Molecule: messenger RNA, 158 nt
Organism: Dentiscutata erythropus
Lineage: Eukaryota; Fungi; Glomeromycota; Glomeromycetes; Diversisporales; Gigasporaceae
Source: the annotation of a GenBank genome assembly
AAAAAGAAGAAUCUCCUCUUGAAAAUAUAGAGUCUAGCAAUAUAGAACAACAAUUUGAUAAUCAAAUCCUUAUGACUUUACAAAUUGAAAAGUUUCAAAAAAUAUUUGCCCAACAUACUAUUAAAGAAAGUGAUGAUGAGCGAGAAACUGAUGAGAAA